AUGCGUUUCUCCUCGACGCUACUCCUGCUGCCGCUGCUCGUGGCAGCCGACCAACAAGUAGCUUUCAAAGACCAGGCGGCGGCUUGGUUCGACAAAGCCAAGGCGUACCUCCCCAACGCGGCGGCGGUCGUCCCCAAUCCUAUCGAUGCUGGCGCCGCACAAGUCGCAGAUAGCAGGGUCGAGAAGAUCAACCUUCGCAAUUGGAAGAGCAAGCUGGGCCCCAAACUCGACACCGAGGAAGAAUGGAUGGUCUACAUGACUGGAGGCAACAAGAGCUGUUUCGGUCGAUGCGGAAAGGUCGAUUUGACUUGGAAUGAAUCGGUUCCUCUCCUCGCCGCGCUCCCAAAGACCGCAUCAUCCCCGCCGUUGCAUCUAGGCUUCGUCGAUUGCGACAAGGAGGCCGUUCUGUGUACGGGAUGGGCCGCGUCAUUGCCAUCGAUCUAUCAUUUCAUGGUGCCAGUUCAAUCGAACCCUCCAUCCAAAGUGCCCCUCCGCGUCAUCCCACUCAACUUGACUUCGGCGACCGUUGCCGACAUCGUGGCCAUCCCCUCCAACUCCAAGUCGCGAUACCUCGAGGAAGAAGAAUACACUGGCCUUCUGCACCCCUUUGACGGAAUCGUGUCCCAGUUCGGCCUCCUGGAGCCGUUCGGCUACCUCAUGUGGGGCUUGAGCACGAUCCCCAGCUGGGCCAUGAUGAUUGGUAUUAGUUUCUUCUCGAGAAGGAUCAUGAACAGGAGAAUGCAAGGUCCGCAAGCCGGGACCCCUGCUCCUGCUGCCGCGGCGCCCGCCGCACCUCGACCUGCGCCUGCAGCAGCCGUAGCGCAAGGAGGUGGACGGAAGAGAAAAUGA
Molecule: messenger RNA, 849 nt
Organism: Exophiala spinifera
Lineage: Eukaryota; Fungi; Ascomycota; Eurotiomycetes; Chaetothyriales; Herpotrichiellaceae
Exons: 2
Coding region: 1-849 (282 amino acids)
Source: RefSeq, a predicted model, not a curated record